Messenger RNA from Cercopithifilaria johnstoni, 2580 nucleotides. The record is from the annotation of a GenBank genome assembly. NCBI's taxonomy places the organism in Eukaryota, Metazoa, Nematoda, Chromadorea, Rhabditida, Onchocercidae.
AUGGCUAUGAAACGAUAUCCUCAUGUAUAUCCUAUAUCUGAUGACAUACCAAGCAAAAGUAUUCAACGAGUUAGAGAGAGCGUUCCGGUUAUCAUUGGAGCAGUUGGCGAAGAGAUUGAAUUGCGAUGUCCUGCUACUGGUGCACCCGGUAUAUAUGGUGAAGUGAAGUGGGAAAAAGUUAACGGAGAAUUACCAUAUGCUUAUUCAAUUCGCCAAGAUAUUCUGUAUUUAAAGGAUGUUAAACGAACGGAUGAAGGAGUUUAUAGAUGCAUAAUACGAACUGAUUCCGGUUUGGCAACUGUUACACACGUUCAUUUGAAAGUCUCCGAUUUUGUGCCAAUGUUUGGUGGAAACGAUUACAUGGAACUGAAACCAUUAACCGAUGAACAAUGGAAUGAUAUUAAUCUGAAAAUUUCAUUCAAACCAAAAUUACCUAAUGGUUUGUUGAUAUAUACAGAACGACAAGAUGAAAAUAAUCCGGAUGAAAUAAUCAAUUAUUUGAGUAUUGGAUUAAAAAAUGGCCAUGUAAUUUACCGGUACAAUAUCGGUGCUGGACCAGCUGAGUUAAUAAGCACAUACCCAAUAGUGAUGGAUGAAUGGCAUAAAAUUGAAAUUAUCAAUCAACCAAGUCAUGCUACGUUACUAGUUGAUGAAGAUGACGCCAUUGAACAGGAUAAUUAUUAUUUUAAUACCGGUGAAGGUAUAUCAAAUAUUUUAAAUGUUGCUGGUACUAAAGAUAAAGCAAAAUUGGAACGUACUACUUUUGAGCAACCAUUUGUCGGAACAAUUACUUCAUUAACAAUAUCCGAUGAAAUGAUCGAUUUUGGUGAAAAUACUAUAACGAAAUCACCAAAUAUACAAAAAGAUACGGCAUGUUCAUUAGGAUUGUGUCAGCACAAUUCCGUUUGCAUACCGACGAAUGUCCGCAAUGGUUUCAUAUGCGAUUGCUCAAAUGCGAAAGGGUAUGAAGGUGAAUUCUGCGAACGCAAAAUUCUAAAAUGCAGUGAUGUUACUUGUGGAGCUGGAACAUGUGAGUAUCGGUCAGAUGGUACGCAAUUUUGUCGUUGUCCAGUUGGACGGUACGGUGACCGAUGUCAGCUAUUGGAAAGUGAAGAUGUUGUUGAGUCUAUUCAAUUCAAUGGCAAAACUUCGUACAUCGUAUUACCGAAAUCAAAAACACUUCGCAAUUUCAGUCUAAAAAUGGAAAUCGAGCCACGCGCAAUAAACGAUCAGUUAUUAUCAUAUCAAGCAAGUGAUUAUAAUCCAAAGCGAUCCAAUUAUUUAGCGCUUGCAAUACGUCGCGGAAAAUUUGUUUAUUUUUAUAGCAGUGGAGAUGGUAAUAUAGAAAUUGAAUCACCAAAUGAAGUGAAAACAAAUAUACCAUAUCAUCUUGAUCUGAAACGAUUUGGUAAUCGAGCUGAAGUACGGAUAAACGGUACGAAAAUUCCAACUCGUGGCAAACUUUCAACAUUUUUACCAGGAACCAAUUUAUUUAUUGGUGGUAUACCUUCGGGUAUUAUGGUAAAUCCAAGAAUUGGUGGUGCUGCCUCAUUUAAGGGAUGCAUUUCGAAGAUCAUUCUAAACGGAAAGGAUAUAAAUUUGGCUGAAAUAUUAAAAAAAUCAUCACGUGAUGUAACGGUUUGUAAACCGUAUACGAUUGAAGAAGACGAAGACAUUCAUAUACCAUUCAUUUGGACUACGCCGAUACCAACGAAACGUACAACAAUUCAUAUUACGACGUCAAAAUAUUCACGAAUUAAAUCAACAGAAAAGUAUGAAGUUGAAACCAAGGAUAUGACGACAUUACAUCCGGAAGAACGUACAAAAGCAAUACCUUGCACCGGUGAAAAUUGUAUGGCGCAAUGUACACCAGAUAUAUGUGGUGAUCAUGGCGAUUGUGAAAUAAUCAAUGGAACUCAUAUUGUAUGCUCAUGUCGUGACUAUUAUGAUGGUCCAAAUUGUGAAAUUUUUAAGCCAAUUGAGCAUGCAGCAAAAUUUGAUGGUAAAGCAUUUAUCGUAUUUUCCAUUGAUGAUUUUCCACAUUUAACUUCGGAACAUGAGGAAAAUUUAAGUUUACGAUUCAAAACAUCCGCAUCAUCCGGGUUAAUAUUUUGGCAAGGUCAGCCAUUUGGUACAUCUUUAAAGGGAGAUGACUAUAUAUCGAUUGGCUUGAGUGAUGGUCAUUUGGUUUUUUCAUACGAACUUGGUGGUGGUGCAUCACAGUUGAUCAGUACUGAAGUAGUAAAUGAUGAUAAUGAGCAUCAAUUACGAAUUUGGCGAAAAGGUCGCGAUGGAAAAAUGACCAUCGAUGAGGGAGCACCAGUUAUAGGCUCAUCAUUUGGCAUUGUUGCUAUGCUUAAUGCAGAUGGAGAUGUUUAUAUCGGUGGUGUGCCGGAUUUGGAUAGUAUGACCGGUGGUUUACAUGAAGAAAACUUUGUUGGUUGUAUUGGCGAUAUAACAUUCAACGGUGUAAAAAUGGAUCUAAUGGCAAAUGCAAUUGAUGGACGAAAUGUGAAGCCAUGUGACCAAUGGAUGACAAAGAAGAAAUGGUUGCCGAUUAGAAAGUAUCGAUGGCGGUGA